This is a messenger RNA of Fraxinus pennsylvanica, 801 nucleotides long. The record is from the annotation of a GenBank genome assembly. Lineage: Eukaryota; Viridiplantae; Streptophyta; Magnoliopsida; Lamiales; Oleaceae.
AUGCAACAACCUCCAAAAUUAACUUCUGGUAAAUUACAGAAAGCUGCUGAACCGGCCAAAACUGAAGUGGCCAAUAAUUUUUUUGACAUGAUUUCUCAUGUGGAUGGAGCCGUUUAUCCGUGGGUGAAUCACCUUCUUCUUCGUGUNGCUGAAUCGGCCAAAACUGAAGUGGUCGACAAUUUUUUUGACAUGAUUUCUCAUGUGGAUGGAGCCUUUUAUCCGUGGCGCAUCGUAAUCAAAUUACUGGUGACUUACUUCCAGAGAAACCACAGCAAAGAGGUUCUUGAUCUUAUGGUUCGCAUGUUGGGAUUUUCUGAUGAAGACAAGCAAAGGAUAGGUGUAGCUCAACAAGGGGCUGGCAAAGGAGUAGUUCGCGGUGUCUUGGGUCUUCCUGGUCGAUUAGUAGGUGGCAUCAUGGGUGGUGGUUCCGCUGAAGCUCCCACAACUAUGGCAUCUGAGGACCAGUCUUUUGCAAAUUUGUGGGUUGAUUUUCUCCUCAAAGAGACUGUAGAAAGAGAAAAGAGAGAGUCUGCUGAUACUGCAAAUGGAUCCAACAGAGAACAUAAAGGAAGUCCAAAUCCUAUCGGGAGCGUUUCACCUUUGUCAGAUCAAAAAGGGGAUAAUGUUGCCGCUGCUCCAACUUUCUCAAGAUCAAACCCUUUUCAAAACCAGAACCGAAGCCCUGAACCAUCUCGUGGAAAUUUCCUGAAGUCUGAACAUUCUGAUUCGGAGUUUUCUACGGUACCUCUCACUUCAUCCGAAAGCAAUUCGAAAAUUUCUAGACUGCUUCCAAGAUAUUGA